This is a messenger RNA of Drosophila biarmipes, 1342 nucleotides long. It is a transcript of the gene Vps36, whose product is annotated as vacuolar protein-sorting-associated protein 36. Gene Ontology annotation, cellular component: ESCRT II complex; late endosome membrane. The transcript has 3 exons. The record is from RefSeq and is a predicted model, not a curated record. Lineage: Eukaryota; Metazoa; Arthropoda; Insecta; Diptera; Drosophilidae. Gene Ontology annotation, biological process: protein transport to vacuole involved in ubiquitin-dependent protein catabolic process via the multivesicular body sorting pathway. Gene Ontology annotation, molecular function: phosphatidylinositol-3-phosphate binding; ubiquitin binding. Bases 81 to 1280 code for a protein of 399 amino acids.
GAAGCAAGAAGAGGAGCACGAAGACUGGUCAUCUCCAAAACCAAUGUCACAACAAAAAUAAAUUAUUAGAUUGCCGAAAUAUGAAUCGCUUCGCCUACGUUGAGGCCCGCUUGAGUCCCAACGAAUCCUUCGUCAGCCGCGACAACAAGGUGAAAAUCUACGAUGGCGACCAGAAGACGGAGUUCGAGGAGGGCGAAGUGGUGCUCACCACACAUCGACUGUUCUGGGGUCGUCCUGGCGAAAUAGCCCGGGCCGCCGUCACCCUCUGCCUGCCACUCAGCUAUGUGAUCUCGCUCAGCGAGGAGACGACUGCCUCCAACUUCUUUGGCCGCAAGACCCGCAUCAUCAUGCACCUGCGUCCGCCGUCGCCGGACAAGGGACCCGGCCCGCUGGACACCAGUCGCGCCACCCACAUCAAGCUGUCCGGCAAGAACGGCCUGAGCGUGGAGUUCCACAGUGCGCUGCGCGAGACCCUGAACGCGCGCGUCUGGGAAAUCAUGCUGACCAGCGAGACAACCGUCAAUGGGCUGGCCAGCAGUCCCACAUCGGAGCCUGCCAACGAUAGGCUGGCUCGCAUUCAGAAGCGAACCGGAAUCGGCGGCAUUGAGCGGCACCUGGAGGCCAAGGCCAAGGCCACGGAUGAGAACAUUGCCCUGGCCUUUCAGGAUCUCAGCGUGCUGAUGGCCAUGGCCAAGGAUAUGGUGGCCGUGUCCAAGACCAUAAGCAGCAAGAUACGCGAGCAGAAGGGCGAGAUAUCCGACGAUGAGACGGUGCGUUUCAAAUCCUACCUCAUGAGCCUGGGCAUCGAUGAUCCCGUGACGCGGGACAACUUCACCAGCAACUCUGCCUACUUCAGCAGUUUGGCCCGCCAGAUUUGCGAGAUGCUGCUAGAUCCGCUCGAGGAGCAAGGCGGCAUGAUGUCCUUGGCCGACGUCUACUGCCGUGUGAAUCGGGCCCGAGGCUUGGAGCUGCUCUCGCCCGAGGAUUUGCUGCACGCCUGCGAGCAGCUCAGUGGUCCCAUACGCCUGCGCAGCUUUCCCAGCGGCGCCAGGGUGCUGCAACUGGAGUCCCAUGAUGAUGAACUGAUUGCUGUGGACACGCUUGAGCAGGUGGAGUCCGCCGAGUCUCUGGCCGUCGAGGAGCUGGCCAAGCAGCUGGGAAUAUCGCUCUUGCUGGCCAAGGAGCGGCUGCUAGUGGCCGAGCGGCUGGGCAAGGUGUGCCGCGACGAAUCCGUGGAAGGUCUGCGUUUCUACCCCAAUCGCCUGCUGAACCGCGACUAAUUUAACUGUGAAUGUAUUGUUACUAGCUAUGCUUAACUAAAAAUUAUUACUUUUUGUCUAAA